Culex quinquefasciatus (southern house mosquito) is the source of this 4014-nucleotide messenger RNA. RefSeq lists its product as uncharacterized. Gene Ontology annotation, molecular function: nucleic acid binding. The record is from RefSeq and is a predicted model, not a curated record. Lineage: Eukaryota; Metazoa; Arthropoda; Insecta; Diptera; Culicidae. Gene Ontology annotation, biological process: DNA integration. Bases 1 to 4014 code for a protein of 1337 amino acids. The transcript has 4 exons.
AUGUCUACUUCACCGGUUCCACCGCCGCUCUCGCCGCAUCAGCAACCGCAACAAGGGCCGCAUCCGCCGACAACCAACGCGGCGUUGCUCCAGAUCUUGGCCCAGCAGCAGCAGCUGAUGACCGAGCUCGCGGCGCAGGUGAAGGGGAUGUCGAGGGAUGAAGUCGUGCUAGACUCACUCUCCAGCAACAUCGCCGAGUUUGCGUACGAUCCGGAACAUGGGUGCACCUUUGACUCCUGGUACGCGAGGUAUGCGGAUCUGUUCGACAAAGACGCGGGCAAAUUGGACGACGCAGCGAAGAUCCGGCUACUCAUGCGGAAGUUAAACCCAGCGGCCCACGAACGAUUCACGAGCUUCAUCCUCCCUAAAACGCCCAAGGACUUCAUGGAGUUCUCUGUGGUCGUGACGAAGCUCAAGACCAUCUUCGGGACGCCAGUGUCCGUCUUCAACCGCAGAUUCCACUGCCUGCAAAUAACCAAAGACGACGCCAAAGAUUUUGUGUCCUACUCUUGUCGGGUGAACCGGGCAUGCGUCGACUUCAAGAUCAGCGAACUCUCCGAAGAACAGUUCAAAACGCUAAUCUUCGUGUGCGGACUGAAGUCUCCCCGUGAAUCCGACAUCCGCAUGCGACUGAUCACCAAACUGAACGAGCGAGCGGAGGUCACGCUGGAGCAGGUGGUCGAGGACUGCAAGAACCUGGUCAACCUCAAGAAGGACACCAGCCUCGUGGAGAAGCAGGAGCACCUGCGCUCGUCCAGGAGGUGCGCUGACUGCAAGUUCCGGGACCACGUUUGCCGCGACUGCAAGAAGAAGGGGCACAAAGAAGGGUAUUGCGCCUGUUUUGCGAGGAAGGGGAAGAAGAAACCCCCGUCCAAGGGCGUGAAGGUGGUAUCAGUCAAGAACGUCAGCCAGAGGAGGAAGUUUGCCGAGAUCGAGAUCAACCAGGUCCCGGUGCAGCUGCAGAUCGACUCAGCGUCGGAUAUAACCGUCAUUUCCGACCGGUGCUGGAAGCAGAUUGGGAGUCCUUCCGGUGUCAAACCAUCGUGCAGCGCAAAAACGGCCUCUGGGGCACCCCUUGACCUCGCACUGGAAUUCUGGUGCGACGUGGAGAUCAGCGGCAUCACGAAGCGCAGCCUGUGCCGCGUCGUGUCUCCCAAAAUCGACUUGAACAUUCUUGGCGCUGACUGGAUUAGUGCAUUUGGGCUGUGGGACGUUCCAUUCAGUUCAUUUUGCCGCAAAAUCGCCGAGUCAGCCCCCGAUGCCGUUCAAGCACUGCAAGCACAGUUCCCCAAAGUCUUCACCAGCGAGAUGGGACUGUGCACCAAGACGAAAGUUCAGCUCGCACUCAAGGAGAACUCGAAGCCUGUGUUCUGUCCCAAGCGUCCCGUGGCGUAUGCGAUGCAGAGCGCCGUGGAGACCGAACUUCAACGACUGCAGGAUCUCGGAGUUCUCGUGCCGGUGGAUCACUCCAACUGGGCGGCUCCGAUCGUCGUCGUACGGAAGCCGAACGGGUCCGUGCGGAUCUGUGCUGACUUUUCCACCGGGCUGAACAGCUGCUUGGAACCAAACCAGUACCCGCUCCCUCUGCCGGAGGACAUCUUUGCGAAGAUGGCGGGUUGCAAACUGUACAGCCACAUCGACCUGUCGGAUGCCUAUCUGCAGGUUGAAGUCGAUCCGAAGGACCAACACCUGCUGACCAUCAACACGCACAAAGGGUUGUACCGCUACACCCGCCUCACUCCGGGCAUCACCUCUGCACCGGGGUCCUACCAACAGUUGAUGGACACAAUGGUUGGCGAUCUCAACGGAACCUGUGGGUACUUGGACGACAUCCUUGUCGGUGGCCACACACCGGAAGAGCACGAUCGCAACCUUCAGCAGGUCCUCCGCCGUCUCGAAGAGUACGGCCUCACCGUCCGGAUCGAAAAGUGCAGUUUCCGGAUGCCUCAGGUCAAGUACCUGGGACAGAUCCUCGAUGGCGAUGGUAUCAGGCCGGACCCGGACAAGACUUCGGCCGUCGCAACCAUGCCGCCGCCUCACGACGUCUCAUCGUUGCGCUCGUACCUCGGCGCCGUAAACUAUUAUGGCAAGUACAUUCCGGAAAUGCGCAAACUCCGGUAUCCGAUGGACCAGCUGCUCAAGGCGGGCGUCAAGUGGGAGUGGUCCGAGGCGUGCCAGCACGCGUUCAACCGGUUUCUCUCGGCGGACGCCUCACAACACGGAAUGGGCGCGCGCAUCGCCCACAAGCUGCCGGACGGCACCGUCAAGGCGAUCUCGUACGCGUCGCGCAGUCUCACUCCCGCUGAAGCAAACUACAGUCAGAUUGAGAAAGAGGGACUCGGACUCAUCUUCGCUGUCACCCGGUUCCACCGGAUGAUUUUUGGCCGGAGUUUCACGCUGGAGACGGACCACAAACCGUUGUUGGCGAUCUUCGGAAGCAAGAAGGGCAUCCCGGUGUACACGGCGAACAGGUUGCAGCGUUGGGCACUAACUCUGUUGCUCUACGACUUUGCGAUCCAGUACAUCCGGACGGAGAGCUUCGGAUACGCAGAUGUGCUUUCGCGGCUGAUAAACACACACAUUCGGCCGAACGAAGAGUAUGUCAUCGCCGCGGUCGAACUCGAAGACUGCAUGCAGGACAUCGUGAAGCAGUCCCUGGCGCAUCUGCCGAUCACGUUCAAGAUGGUCCAAGGCGGAACGAAAGCAGAUCCGGUGCUCAAGCAGGUGAUCCAGUUCGUGCAGACGGGUUGGCCAACAAACAGGACCGACCUCACCGAUCAACACGUGCAGCAGUUCCACCAGCGCAGAGACAGUCUAUCGUUGGUUUCCAACUGUCUCAUGUACGGAGAGCGAACGGUCAUUCCAGCCAAGUUCCGGGACCGUGUCCUCCAUCAGCUGCACAAGGGGCAUCCAGGAGUGGAACGAAUGCGGUCGGUGGCACGUAACUACGUCUACUGGCCUGGUAUCGACGAACACAUCACCCAGCUUGUUCGUUCGUGCAACGAGUGCGCCAAGGCAGCAAAAACCAACCCCAAGACCAGCCUGGAGAGCUGGCCGAUACCAACGCAACCGUGGCAGCGGGUGCAUGCUGAUUUCGCUGGCCCUGUGGACGGACUCUACUUUCUGGUCGUGGUCGACGCGUUCAGCAGAUGGCCGGAGGUGGUGCCUACCAAGCGGAUUACCACCACAGCCACGAUCGCCAUCUUCAGGGAAAUUUUCUCGCGGCACGGCAUGCCGGAGACGCUGGUAACCGACAACGGCACGCAGUUUACCAGCGAGGACUUCGAAGGCUACUGCAACAGCAAUGGCAUUCUCCACCUGAAGACACCGCCGUACCACCCGCAGUCCAACGGGCUCGCCGAGCGCUUCGUGGACACGUUCAAGCGCACACUGAAGAAAAUAACCGCGGGGGGAGAGGCCCUCCGUCAAGCCAUCGACACUUUUCUGUUGUGCUACCGAUCCACUCCGUGUCGAAGCGCGCCGCAGAGCAAAACGCCAGCAGAACUUCUGCUGGGAAGACGGCUUCGCACAUCGCUGGACCUACUGAAGCCACCGACGCCGUUCAACAAACCCGCAGAUUCCGAGCAGGAGAAGCAGUUCAACCGCAAGCACGGCGCUAAGGCUCGGAACUACAACGUCAAAGAUCUGGUUUGGGCCAAAGUUCAUCGCAACAACACUUGGACUUGGGAGCCUGGCCAGGUGCUGGAACGGGUCGGCGCUGUUGUUUACAACGUGUGGCUGCCGAGCAAACAAGAUCUGAUCCGGUCUCACUGCAACCAACUGCGGAAGCGCCACGAGUCCGAAGCGGUCGAGUCAACUGAAGAGCAGCAGCCACUGAGCCAGCAGUUCAACAACCGGAUCCAGAGCCACAACCAUCGAGUUCGGGGAACGAGCUUCUCCCGGAUCAGGAACCAGGGGUGGUUCCACGUCGCCCUCGCCCUCAACGAAGAGCUACUCCUCAGCAACACCAAGGACCAUCUCGCACGUCUUCUCGUAUACGAAGACCGCCUGUGA